Molecule: messenger RNA, 1810 nt
Organism: Papaver somniferum (opium poppy)
Lineage: Eukaryota; Viridiplantae; Streptophyta; Magnoliopsida; Ranunculales; Papaveraceae
Product: aspartyl protease family protein At5g10770-like
Exons: 2
Coding region: 118-1524 (468 amino acids)
Biological process (GO): proteolysis
Molecular function (GO): aspartic-type endopeptidase activity
Source: RefSeq, a predicted model, not a curated record
UCUCUUUUUGUAGUGUAUGAGAUUUUCUGUCUAUAUAUAUUGAGAGAGAUCAGCAUUGGCAACACACUUCUCUUAACUUAUUUUCUUUUGAGAAAGAAGAGAAGAGAAAAAUCAAAAAUGGGUUUGGUUUUGUGUGUUGUCUUCAGCUAUCUUCUAUUUCUUGCAACAGCGCCUAAUUCCUCUUUUGGAGAUGAAGGCCAAGAUAUCAAAACGUGCUCUCACAAGCUUCAAGAGGAUCUCCACCACAUAAACAAAUCGGGUAUACAUUUAACACUACACAAGGUUCAUGGUCCAUGCUCACCUCUAUCCGCAUCACAACCGUUGAUCAACAUCCUUAAUCACGAUGAGCAGCGUGUCCGUACCCUUAACUCUAGACUCAUAAAAUCCACCAUUACUACCACCUCAUCGUCAAAAUCACAGAAGUCAGUACCGAGAUUAAAGCCCAAAUCCAUCAAUAUUCCGUUAAAACCCGGGUCUGCAUUAAAUACGGGUAAUUAUUACAUUAACAUGGGUUUGGGUACACCAUCAAAAUCCUACCCCAUGAUUGUGGAUACAGGUAGUUCAUUAACAUGGCUCCAGUGUCAACCCUGUCAAGUAUAUUGCCAUAGUCAAUUGGGUCCAAUAUUUGCUCCCACUGCGUCCGGCACGUAUAAACCCGUAACCUGCAGCGCAGCGGAAUGCACUGGUUUAGAAGCUGCCACCCUUAAUCCGUCAGCGUGUUCAAAGAAAAACGUAUGCAUCUAUCAAGCUAGUUAUGGUGAUAGUUCCUAUUCUAUUGGGUAUUUGAGUAGUGAUGUAUUAAGCUUAGGUCCAUCAGAAAACUUAAACGGCUUUGUUUAUGGAUGUGGGCAAGACAACGAUGGGCUUUUUGGAAAAGCAGCAGGACUUAUUGGACUCAGUCGCAAUAAACUCUCGAUGUUAACUCAGGUAUCUUCAAAGUAUGGGAACGUAUUUUCUUACUGUCUACCUACAUCGGCUUCUACCGGCACAUUAUCCAUCGGGAAAACUUCAUAUGAUCCAACAAAUUACAAGUUCACUCCGAUGUUAACUGAUCCCCGGGACUCCACUUUGUAUUUUCUACGUUUAACAGCUAUCACUGUUUCUGGAUACCCAAUAGCCGUAGCUGCAGAUAAGUAUCAGACAUCCACCAUUAUUGAUUCGGGUACCGUAAUUACACGGUUGCCUGCAUCUAUAUAUGCAGCAUUAAAGGUGGCUUUUGCGAAAGGAAUGUCAAAAUACCCGACAGCCCCGGCAUUUUCGAUAUUAGACACGUGUUUUAAAGCGAGCAGCGCGGGGAUUGUCGUGCCUCCAGUAAGUGUGGUGUUCUCAGGUGGUGCUGAUAUGAAACUGAGUGCCCAGAAUGUUGUUAUUGAAGUUGAGACUGGGACUACUUGUUUGGCAUUUGCUGGUAAUGAUGAUGAUACUGGAGUUGCUAUAAUCGGUAAUCUUCAACAAGAAACUUUCAAAGUUGCUUAUGAUGUUACUAACUCAAAAAUAGGGUUUGCUGCUGGUGGGUGUACAUAGUGAAAGUGACUAUGUCACAGGUUAAUACUACUGAUUGAUGAAAUGGAAGUACGGUGUUUUCCUUUACUCAAGAAAAACAAAAAUAUAUAAUCAUUUUUACUUUGGUACUUUGCCUUGUUUUAUUCCUUGUAAAUUAUCAUAUUUAUGUGUCGAAGAAAAAAAUGAAAAGCAGUAUACAGUUAGCUUUUAAUUAUUUGUAAAAUGGGAAGAUGUUUAAUUGUGAAUUACUGUAGUACUACUCUAUUAUAAUGGAAGACAUCAGUCAGCAUACAACUUUUCUAUUUAA